Molecule: messenger RNA, 1377 nt
Organism: Chenopodium quinoa (quinoa)
Lineage: Eukaryota; Viridiplantae; Streptophyta; Magnoliopsida; Caryophyllales; Amaranthaceae
Exons: 3
Coding region: 1-1377 (458 amino acids)
Molecular function (GO): zinc ion binding; nucleic acid binding
Source: RefSeq, a predicted model, not a curated record
AUGCUCUCUUCUAGCAAAGAUGAUCACAACAAGAUGAGCAAUCCGAAGACUUGCUACAAGUGUAGGGGUUAUGGACAUUUUGCUAAUGAGUGUCCAAAUAGUAGAGCUAUGAUUCGUGAAAUGGAUGAUGAUGAUUACGAAGAUGAGAAGAGGGAUUUCGGAGACCCUACAUAUGAUGAAGAGGAUGAGAUUCUAGUUGAAGCCGAUGAGGGUCAAAUCCUUGUUGUGAGGAGGGCACUUCACUCCAUUUCUACCCCUUUGGCGGAAGAGCAAAGGGAAAACAUCUUCCAAACUCGUUGCACCAUCAAGGAUCGAGUUUGCAACCUUAUCAUUGAUAGUGGCUCUUGCACUAAUGUGGCUUCAACAACAUUGGUGAGCAAGCUCAAUCUUGAAACUACCAAUCAUCCUACUCCCUACAAGCUUCAAUGGCUUAACAAUCACAAUCAGGAGAAGGUAACGAAACAAACUCUUCUUUCUUUCUCAAUUGGCAAGCUAUAUAAGGAUGAGGUACUUUGUGAUGUACUGCCUAUGGAUGCUUGUCAUGUAUUGCUUGGAAGAACUUGGCAAUUUUAUAGAGAUGUAAUGCAUGAUGGAAUAAAGAACACUUAUUCAUUCAUGAUGGAUAAGAAGAAGAUUGUACUCAACCCCUUGUCCCCCACCAUCAAACAUAAAGAACCCUUGGAUACGGGAAACACAAUAAAAGAGAACCUUCUCAUUGGGGAAAAUGAGAUGGGAAAGGAGAUAAAUCAAGGACACCUUGUCUUUAUUUUUCUUCUUAGGGAAGCACAAGAGAGGAUCUCAAUGGACCCUAGUAAAGUGGAGGCCAUUCAAUCUUGGCCUACUCCUACUACUCUCACUCAAGCUCAAUGGGAUUUUGAGACCAUCAAGAAUAAAUUGGGUGAGGCUCCAAUCUUAGCUCUUCCGAAUUUUGAUCAACCAUUUGAAGUUGAAUGUGAUGCUAGUGGGGUUGGAGUUGGAGCGGUUUUUGUGCAAGGAGGGAGGCCGGUUGCCUAUUUUAGUGAGAAUCUUGGUGGAGCAAGAAUGAGGUAUAGUACCUAUGACAAGGAGUUCUAUGCUAUGGUGAGGUCUCUUGAUCAUUGGUCACAUUACUUGAGGCCUAGACCAUUUGUUCUACACUCCGAUCAUAAAUCUCUCAAGUACAUCAAUGGUUCUCAUAAACUCAAUGCAAGGCAUGCCAAAUGGGUUGAAUUCCUCCAAUCAUUCACUUUCUCUUCUAAGUACAAGGAAGGGGAGAGCAAUGUUGUUGCCGAUGCUCUUUCUAAGAGACAUUAUAUGAUCACUAUUCUUGAUGCAAAGUUUUUAGGGUUUGAGUUUCUAAAAGAGUUGUAUCGCGAUGAUGAGGAUUUUGGUGGGUAG